This is a messenger RNA of Didymosphaeria variabile, 1515 nucleotides long. RefSeq lists its product as uncharacterized. The transcript has a single exon. The record is from RefSeq and is a predicted model, not a curated record. NCBI's taxonomy places the organism in Eukaryota, Fungi, Ascomycota, Dothideomycetes, Pleosporales, Didymosphaeriaceae. Bases 1 to 1515 code for a protein of 504 amino acids.
AUGGAGCAUUUUCUAGACUUGUUUAUGAAGUCUCACCAACGUCCUGGUCCAGUCUCCCAAUCAUCGUCUCCGGCGCAACAGGAAUCAUCUCCAGCACAACAAGAACCAUCUUCAGCGGAGCAAGUACCAGAAGGCGCGCCCUCGACUAAGGCUACUACUCGCUCGCCAUUCCCAGAACAUGAGCAGCAUAUCCGCUCGAUCGACGACAGCCUUUUUAUUGAGCUGGUUCGUAGCACCUGGGACAAGAGUCGUUCCCGAACCUGCAAAGUCAUCGACCGCAACGCAGGGAGCUACAACUACUGUGUGACGCUAGACUUGAACGAGGAAGAGGAGUUUGUUGUGCGGGUCCCUUUUCGGGGUACGCGCGAGACCUGGACUGAAGACCACGCGUUCGAGCUACGCACCGAAAUCUUGAACAUGAAAUACCUUUAUAAGAAGACCAAGAUCCCACUGCCGUUCAUCCAUCAAUGGGAUGACGGAUUUGACAACAUCCUUGGAGCGCCCUAUAUCAUCAUGGACCGGAUUUACGGCGUAUCAGCUCAUGAAAACCUAUGGUACGACGAGGAGAUGUGGGCCAAGACAGCUGAUGGUACGUCAAUUCUUCCUGGCGCUGACAGUCCCUCUCCGGAAUUGGAGCGCAAACGCCUUCGAUUCCUUCAGGAUCUUGCAAAGAUCAUGGCGGAUCUUCAGAACCAUGUAUUCGACAAGAUGGGAGCCCCCCAGUGCGCGGACCAUUGGGACCCACCACCUCCUACCGUGGGCCAUUACUUUGAACACAGCCAUGAGAGCUGGGUCAAGCGUGGCCCAUUCUCUUCUACAGCUGAAUACCUCCAGUUGAAGAAGGACGAGAUCGCUGCGGAGGCCUUACCUGAAUAUGACAGCAACAAUCCGUCUGAGCUUACCGAUGCGCGGGCAUUCUCCCGGAUCGCUCCCAUCAUGUACGAUGCCCUGCCCCGUUCAGUAGACAAGUACGUCACCGACGCAGACUACGAGACCACUCCAGAGACUUUCGUGCUCGCCCAUCCCGAUCUCGACCUGCAGAACAUCUUCGUCGACGAAGACGGCGAAAUCACCGGCAUCAUCGACUGGGCCGGGCUCCGCACUGUACCACGCUGGGCCGGCUGGGCCAGCUUCCCUCUUUUCCUGCGCAAGGAUUUCGACCACGAGUACACCGUCCUACAGACAAGCUUUGAAUACCCACAUGCACCCUGGAAGCUCGACUUCUACCGUAAGGCGUACCAUGGCUACCUUCAAGAGACGCUGGAUCCGGAGGGCACGGGGAGCUACAACGACGGCAAGUACACACUCAAGUCGGGUGCGACCUGCGCCGCAUUGGAGGCGCUGGAUCGGUGGGUACUACGCGAUGCGAACAUUCACCGGCUUUUGAAGGAGAUCCCGGUCCUGAAGGGCCUUUUUAUCAAGGACUUUAGGGAGCGUCUUGGUAGUGAGGAGGGGUGGCCCGCGGCUGAGGCUAUGCUGAAAGAGGAGUUCAAGGCCUUGUUCAGGCAUACAUAG